UUAUGUGUUGGUUUGGGUGGCGGUCGCUGGGUAUGUUUGACGUUUAAUUGAGUGGUGGCUGCUUGUUGGAAACCAUAACUUUGUAAACGCAGUACACAGGUACCUGUGGAAAGGUGAUCCAGCUGCAUCGCGACGCGCUGAUCGCCGCUGGGUAGCAGCGCCACCUAGUCACCAUGGCCGAGGCGGCCCCCGAGCCGGGCGACGCCGACAGCAUCGGAGAGUACUCGGGUUCAUUCGACUCGGACUCGUCAGAGGAACCGCAGGACGAGCCGCAUCUCAAGUACGAGCGCAUGGGGUCAGACCUGGCGCUGCUGCUAGCCGAAGAGCCGGCCACGUGCCUCUGCGUGCACCCCAAGCUCGUGCUGGUCGGCACGGGCCCAGGCCGCGUGCACGUGUUUGACCACUUGGGGAACCGCGUGCGCCCGGCGCGGCAGCCGCACACGCUCUGCGUGAACCAGAUCAGCGCCGACGACGCCGGGGAGUUCGUGGCAAGCUGCUCCGACGACGGCUCCGUUUGCGUGCACGGCCUGUACUCGCGCGACAACAGCCACAGCCUGGCGUUCGAUGCUCCCGUCAAGGCGGUAGCCCUGGACCCAGGGUACGCUCGCGCCGGCGGCGGCCGCCGCUUCGCCGUCGGCGACAGCCGCGUGGUGCUGCACGAAAAGACGUUCCUGGCGCGCCUGCGGCCGACCGUGGUGCAUGAGGGCGACGGCACUGUUGCAGACGCUGAGCUGGUGCGCGUCAUCCGCCCACUGCCUGAGGACUACCAGGAGCUCUCCACGGACGAGCUGACAGUGCGCGGCUUCCAGAACUUCUCGUCCAACCAGUACCGGCUCGACUGCCUGCCGGACGAGGGUGCAUUCUUCGUGCUGGCGCCGAGCGACGUAAUCGUGGCGCGGCCGCGCGACACGGACGACCACCUCGACUGGCUGCUGGAACACGGCCGCUUCGAGGAGGCGCUGCACCAGCUGCAGGCGGCCGGGCUGGCCGUGCGCCGGCACUGCCUGCAGGACGUCGGCCGCAAGUACCUAGACAGCCUGCUGCAGGAGGAGCGCUAUGAGCUGGCCGCCUCGCUCUGUCACUCGAUCUUUGGCCGUAGCCGCGCACUUUGGGAGGAGGAGGUGUACCGGUUCGCGGCGCUGCGCCAGCUCAAGGCCAUCAGCGGCUACCUGCCGCGUGGCGACUUCAGGCUCGACUCGACCGUCUACGAGAUGGUGCUGUACAACUUCAUGCGCACGGACCAGGACGAGUUCCUGCGGCUGGUGCGCGAGUGGUCGCCGAGCCUGUACCACUGCGGCGCCGUGGUGAACGCGGCGCUCGAGCAGCUACUCCACGACGCCGACAACCCGCGCCUGCUGCAGGCGCUCGGCUUGCUCUACACGCACCAGGGCCGCCACGACAAGGCACUCGCCAUCUACCUGAAGCUGGGCCACGCGGGCGUGUUCGAGCUGGUGGCGAGGCACGGCCUGCACGCGGCCGUGGCCGACCGCGCGGCGGCGCUGGCGCGCGUCGAUGAGGCGCGCACCGUCGAGCUGCUCACCGACCGGCCCGACCAGGCGCCGCCCGAGCGCGUCGUGGCCGACCUGGAGGCGGCGCCGGCCACGCUCUACCGCUACCUGUGGCGGCUGCACCAGCGGCACCGCGAGUUGAGCGGCAAGUACCAUGACCGCCUGGUGGAGCUGCUCGCCGACUACGAACGCGGACGGCUGCUCGAGUUCCUGCGCGGCAGCGACGAGUACUCGCUGCAGCGCGCGCUGCAGGUGUGCCAGACACGAUCGCUGAUCGGCGAGACGGUCUACUUGCUCGGCCGGACAGGCGCGACGCGCGAGGCGCUGCAGCUCAUCAUGAGCCAGCUGGCGGACAUCCGCAAGGCCAUCGCCUUCUGCAAGGAGCACGACGACGCCGAGCUGUGGGACGACCUGAUCGCCUACUGCCUCGACCAGCCGGCCAUGGUGAAGGAGCUGCUGCUCAACAUCGGCACGCACGUGGACCCGCGCCGCCUCGUGCGCCGCAUCGACAACGGCCUGGCCAUCCCGGGCCUGCGCGACGCGCUCGUCCAGAUCCUCCACGACUACAAGGUGCAGCUGGACCUGCAGGAGAACUGCCGGCGCAUCUUGGUCAGCGACUGCUUCCUGCUGCACGCGAGGCGGCGGCAGUGCGGCGCGCGUGCCGUGCCCGUGCCGGCGGCGGCCGCGUGCUGCCUGUGCCGCGGCCCGCUGCUGCAGCGCGAUCCGGCCAAGGUGGUCGACCUGGUGGUGUUCCACUGCCGCCACGGCUUCCAUCGCGCCUGCCUGCCGGCCGGCCGGCCCGACUGCUGUCUCGUGUGCCGCAAUGAGCCGCGCGCGGGCUUUCGCUGAGGCCUCUGCCGGCGUCCGCGUCUCCAGAGGCCCCAGGCGGCCGCACUGGAUCGCGUGACGCCAGAGCAGACGUUUGCAGUUGGAUGUGAUAAC
Molecule: messenger RNA, 2450 nt
Organism: Pollicipes pollicipes
Lineage: Eukaryota; Metazoa; Arthropoda; Thecostraca; Pollicipedomorpha; Pollicipedidae
Product: vacuolar protein sorting-associated protein 41 homolog
Biological process (GO): endosomal vesicle fusion; macroautophagy; vesicle-mediated transport
Cellular component (GO): late endosome; HOPS complex
Molecular function (GO): protein binding
Source: RefSeq, a predicted model, not a curated record